GAGGCACCAACUCAAACAAAAAUACUUAAAAAAUAAUAAAAAAUAAAAAAUAAAAACAAAAAUAUAAAAAAGGGAACAGCCACACUAUCAGCGUCACAUAGAGAUUAGAGAGUGGGCAAUCGAUGGAAAAGAUAGAGCACACAACCAUAACCGCAAAUGGCAUUAACAUGCACGUCGCGUCAAUAGGGACAGGUCCAGUGAUUCUCUUCCUCCAUGGCUUCCCUGAACUUUGGUACUCAUGGCGCCACCAGCUUCUCUCCCUCUCUUCCCAUGGCUACCGUUGCAUUGCCCCUGACCUCCGUGGAUAUGGUGACACUGAUGCUCCGCCCUCCGCCGCCUCCUACACCGUGUUUCACAUCGUCGGUGACCUUGUUGGCCUUAUUGAUCAUCUGGGUAUUGACCAGGUCUUCUUGGUUGGCCAUGACUGGGGAGCUAUCAUAGCCUGGAAUUUUUGCUUGUUCAGGCCUGACCGAAUCAAAGCACUGGUCAACACGAGUGUGGUGUGGUUUCCUAGGAACCCAACUAUAAAUCCUGUGGAUGGAUUUAGGGCUGUGUUUGGUGAUGAUUACUACGUUUGCAGGUUUCAAGAACCUGGAGAGACCGAAAAGAAUUUUGAUAACCUGGAUACUUCACUACUAUUUAAGAAUCUUCUUUCAAAUAGGGAUCCAAGUCCUCCAUUCUUUCCUAAAGAAAUUGGACUAAGUAGUCUACUUAAAACUCCAGAGACCUUGCCCUCUUGGUUGUCAGAAGAAGAUACUGACUACUAUGGCAGAAUAUUUAAAAAGACAGGCUUCACUGGAGGGUUGAACUAUUAUCGCGCUUUGAAACUAUCCUGGGAGCUCACAGCACCAUGGACUGGACUGCAGAUCAAAGUGCCUGUAAAGUUCAUUGUGGGCGACCUGGACCUCACGUAUACCGUCCCAGGUGUAAAAGAAUAUAUACACAAUGGUGGCUUCAAGCAAGAGGUGCCAAAUCUUCAAGAUGUAGUUGUAAUUGAAGGAGCAGCCCACUUUAUCAAUCAAGAAAAGCCAGAGGAGGUCAGCGCACACAUUCAUGACUUUAUCAAGAAGUUCUGAUUACCAUUAGCCACAUUAAUUGGCACGUAAAUUCUUGCAUUUUUUUAUAUGUGGAACUGAUAAUUUACCUUAGGCGUGCCAAUUAUGUGUCAAAUUGAUACUUCACCUUAGUCUUCCUAGAGGUUAGCUAGGCCUCGUCAUGUUUACUUCAGUUGCAUGGGGUAUCUGAUUACUUCUUGCCUGAAAAUUAAAUAAGCAUGUACUGCAGAAUCUAAAAUAACAUCUUCUGCACCUGGUGAGAUCCAGGUUUCAUGUGAGCAAAUUUCAUAAAAGCAUGCAAUUAAAUACCUUCAUCUUGAAAA
Messenger RNA from Quercus lobata, 1378 nucleotides. Its product is annotated as epoxide hydrolase A-like. Gene Ontology annotation, molecular function: catalytic activity. The record is from RefSeq and is a predicted model, not a curated record. The transcript has 3 exons. Bases 123 to 1076 code for a protein of 317 amino acids. NCBI's taxonomy places the organism in Eukaryota, Viridiplantae, Streptophyta, Magnoliopsida, Fagales, Fagaceae.